AUGGCGGCGCAGCUGACGCCCGGCGCGGUGGCGGCGAUCUCGGAGCACGCCGACGGCGGCAACGGGACGCUGCAGCCGGUGCUGCAGGUGGUGGACGUGCGGAUAGUCCCCAACGUCAAGGGCCCCACCAACCACGAGCGCUUCCGGAUGCUGCUCUCCGACGGCGUCCACACGAUGCAGUCCAUGCUCGCCACCGCCGAGAACGUGCUCAUCCACAACGGCUCCAUCAAGAAGGGCUCCAUCAUCCACCUCCACGAGUUCACCUGCAGCACCAUCCAGAACCGCAGGAUCAUUAUUAUUAUCAAACUUGAUGUUCUGCAAAGCGAGUGCGCCAUAAUUGGAGACCCCAAAGCCUAUGAUGUGAGAAUCCAACCUAAUGAGCAGGGCACCAACUUUGCGGCCAAUGCUGCUCAAGCUAAUACCGGAACAUAUUCCAGCGGCCCUGGUAUGCUGGGAUCUUCUGCUGCUCCAAGGCCAUUGCAAGAUGCUAAUAAUGUACCAUACGGAUCUUCUGCUGCUCCAAGGCCAGUGCAAGAUGCUAACAAUGUACCAUACGGAUCUUCUGCUGCUCCAAGGCCAGUGCAAGAUGCUAAUAAUGUACCAUACGGUGGAUCCUAUGGUGGUUAUCAGGGUACGGUGGGCCCUCCAAUUGGUCGUGCAGUAGAAUCUGUUCCCAAUGUGGCAUCUGGUGUCUCUUAUGGUACAACUUCAGCACAUAAUAAUACAAUGAAUGUGGGCAUGGUGCAGUCAAACUUGCAGCAGCCUUCACUGAACUCUCACCAGAACCAAAGGUUUGCAGUUCCUUCCAUGGCUGGUGGCAGUGGUGCUCCUGGGAAUACAUACGGCCAACCUGCACAGUCCUUUUAUCAGCAACCGCCUCCAGGGCAUAUGAAUAGAACCCCUGUGUCUAAGAAUGAUGCAAGUCGUCUUGUCCCAGUGGCUCAUUUGAACCCCUACCAAUACACAUGGACAAUCAAGGCUAGGGUGACUGCAAAGACUGAUCUCAGGCACUACAACAACAACAAAGGUGCUGGAAAAGUCUUCUCCUUUGAUCUCCUUGAUGGACAGGGUGGAGAAAUCCGUGCAACAUGCUUCAAUGCGCAGGCUGAUCAGUUUUUUGACCUCAUUGAGGUUGAUAAGGUGUACCUGAUAUCUAAAGGGUCGGUGAAACCUGCAAGGAAGCAGUUUAACUCUUUGAACCACGAGUAUGAAAUAACUCUGGAUUUCAAAUCAUCUAUCGAAGUUUGUGUUGAUGAUGAUAGCAACAUCCCUAGGCAGCAGUAUAAUUUCCGGCAGAUAAGCGAAAUUGAGAACCUUGAGGCAGGUGCUAUUGUGGACUUGAUUGGAAUUCUUACAUCAGUUGGCCCUUCUGCCACAAUAAUCCGAAAGGUUGGUGGCUUGGAAGCCCAGAAAAGAACUCUUCAACUGAAAGACAUGUCUGGUCGAAGCGUAGAAAUUACCUUAUGGGGGAAGUUCUGUGAUGCUGAAGGCCAGCAGCUGCAGUUGCAGUGCGAUUCUGGUUUGAAUCCUGUUCUAGCUUUGAAAGGCGCCCGGGUUACUGAAUUCAGUGGUAGAUCUGUGAACACAAUCGGCUCAACUCAGUUAAAAAUAGACCCAGACUUUCCUGAGGCUGAGAGUCUGCGGCGAUGGUAUGCAACUGAAGGGAAGACAGCUGCUUGUGUUUCUUUGUCAGGGGUAAGUAUGGGCAGGACUGAUGUCAGGAAAGCAGUGGCUCAGAUCAAGGAUGAAGAUCUGGGGCGAUCAGAGAAGCCAGACUUUAUCACUGUUAAAGGUGCAAUUUCACAUCUGAUCACUGAUAAUUUUUGUUAUCCUGCUUGCACCAUGGAGGUGAAUGGUAGGGUGUGCAACAAAAAGAUACUUGCUGCAGUGCCAGAUCCAGGACCACACUGGGGUCACCUAUGCUACUGCAUUCCAAGAGGCUGGUAUCGAGAUCGUUUACAGCGCCUCACUGAGCUCUACAACAUAAGAGAAGAAGACCCAGAACGAUUUGCUGAGAUCUUACAGGGGGUUCGCUGGCAGCAGUUUCUAUUCAAGCUGAAAGUCAAGGAAGAGACCUUUAAUGAUGAGCAGCGUGUCAAAUGCAGCAUUACGAGAGCGGAGAAGCUGGAUCCAGCAAAAGAGAGUUCUUACCUUCUGGGGGUAAUCAAUGGCCUAUUGCAGGAUGAUACUGGCUCACCUUCUGAGGCGCAAGGCGCCAUGGCCUAUAAUGCUGGUCUCAGCAACACUGGCGCUGGACGAAGCGUGCCAACCUCCAACAGUGCCUACACCACCAAUAUGAGUGGUCCAAUAUAUGGGGAGUCCGCGAACCAGUUCGCGCAGCAAGCAAACACGUAUAUCGGGGUGCCCACUCCAGUGUCGGUGACAGGGAAUGUGCAGACCUGCAUGUCUUGCGGGUCAAGUGGGCACAACGCACAGAACUGCCCUGCAGGCAUGUACAGGCAGCAGCCUGCUGUGAGAACGGCAAGCUCCUACGGCUCUUCGCAGCCUCGUAACGCUGGCCCCAGACCGUGUUUCAAAUGCAAUCAGAUCGGGCACUUUGCUAGCUCUUGCCCACUGCUGGCCCCUGCCCCCCAGCAGCAGCAGCAGUAUCGGAGCGGCGGCGCUUCGUCAGGUGGUUAUGGUCAGCAGCAGCCCUAUCUUGGGGCUACCAACUACUGA
Molecule: messenger RNA, 2679 nt
Organism: Miscanthus lutarioriparius
Lineage: Eukaryota; Viridiplantae; Streptophyta; Magnoliopsida; Poales; Poaceae
Source: the annotation of a GenBank genome assembly